GACUAUGCAAUGCUGGUCCACGCCAUAAUUCGCUGCCCAUUCUAUGCAUUUAUUCUUCACGCCAUCACAAUUUAAUUUUUCAUUUUUAACCCCAUUGCCGACGCUUCCCUUAUCUUAAUCUAAUAAUCUUCGUCCCCAUCUCUUUGUUUUCCCAAAAACAAGAACUUAGUAAAGUAUUUUGUCUGCAACUUCCAGAGAGUUUGAUCGAUAAUCGAGGAGAAAUGGUUCAAAUCAAGGAAUUUCGAAUUGUCAUGCCAAUGUCCUUAGAAGAGUAUCAGAUGGCUCAAAUGUACAUGGUAAUGAAGAUGCAGCAGCAGAGUACAAAUGGGGCUGAAGGUGUGGAAGUCUUGGAGAACAGACCUUUUCAAGAUGAUGUAUUUGGAAAAGGUCAAUACACUUCUAAAGUUUAUCGUUUGCAGAGCAAAGCACCUGCUUGGCUAACAACUAUUGCACCAAAAGAUGCUCUCGUCAUGCAAGAGGAAGCAUGGAAUGCAUACCCAAGAUGUAAAACAGUGAUCAAGUGCCCUUACUUUGCCAAGUUCUGUCUCACAAUUGAAACUUUCCAUAAGGCAGACAAUGGCACAUCGGAAAAUGUGCAUUGUUUAAGUGAAGAACAACUCGCAGCUAGACAGGUAGAAACCAUUGAUAUAGCUUCUGCUGCAACAGACUACUGGAGUUAUGCUAUUGGAAGUAGCACUUUUGAUUUUUCCAAAUUUAAAUCAGCAAAAACUGGCCGCGGUCCACUUUUGGAUAGAUGGCAGGACCAUUGCAAUCCUGUAAUGACUGCAUAUAAAUUGGUGACAGUAGAUGCACCAUACUGGGGUUUUGGUUAUCGACUUGAACAAGCUUUGCUAGCGGGUGAAAGGGCUCUCUUCAUGGAAAGUCACCGGAAUUGUUUUGGUUGGAUUGAUGAAUGGUUUGGGAUGACAAUGCAACAAAUACGUGAACUUGAACAGCAAGGUGAUUGCUUAUUAAAAGAGAAAAUCAGCAAGCCAAUUUUGCUGACAAAUGCAGAAGAUUGUGACCAAAGGUUUUCUCAUAACAGCGAAAGACACGUACAGCAAGUGGUCCAUACUUGAUUUCAAGCAGAAUGGUGUUUCUCUGUUGAAAUUCCAGGCAUAAACCAAGUUGUAGUUGGAUGUGCCUUACCAACUGCAUAGUGACAGGAUUAAAGAGCAAAUACAUUCAUACACAAAACUGGAGCUCUUACAUUGUAAUGACCCCGCAAUUUAAAAUUGUCAUUGUUUCCAAGAAUUUUACAUUACAUUAGGUUUUAGCAGAAAAUUUUUUCAUCUACACUUUUUGUUCAGCAUAAAGUUUUUAUCAUGUAAUGUGAAUAUUAUUUAUCAGAUACUGUUGAAAAACUUGAGAAGUCA
Theobroma umbraticum is the source of this 1376-nucleotide messenger RNA. The record is from RefSeq and is a predicted model, not a curated record. Lineage: Eukaryota; Viridiplantae; Streptophyta; Magnoliopsida; Malvales; Malvaceae.